Messenger RNA from Thalassophryne amazonica, 5374 nucleotides. RefSeq names its product NOTCH regulated ankyrin repeat protein a (gene nrarpa). The coding region runs from base 724 to 1062 and encodes 112 amino acids. The record is from RefSeq and is a predicted model, not a curated record. The transcript is spliced from 2 exons. Gene Ontology annotation, molecular function: protein binding; enzyme inhibitor activity; phosphatase regulator activity. Lineage: Eukaryota; Metazoa; Chordata; Actinopteri; Batrachoidiformes; Batrachoididae. Gene Ontology annotation, cellular component: cytoplasm.
CAGGACCCUGAUCACGCCCGCUAACCAAGCCGGCAGCCUAUAACCUCCGCGAGUUUCCACCCAUUCCUCCACAGUUGAUUCUUUUGCAAGGUAUUGUCAUGCAAAUAAAGGACGCGUAAAAUAUUCCCCCGGAGCGCAGCGCGGAGCAGAGACUCUCACGGACCGCACGGAGGACACAUCCCGGACCACACGGUGGAUUUUUCUUUAAACUCUCUUUCGCCGCUGUCCAGCCGUCCAUUUGUCACAGGCACCCUGGCCACAUGAGCAGCCGCACUUGCAGGGACGCGUAACCGGGAAACAAGUCGGGGGAUCCUGCGUCGGUCCAGCAGCGAGGAGGCUGCCCUGUGGAGACAAAACUUAACCUGGAGGUGUCUCUCCUCUCCAUCCCCUGCCUACCUGCUGCUGUUAAUGAGAGAUCCAGAGGGGGGGAGGGGGGGACCUUGUACAUCCAGAGGGUCGCUUGAACGCACCGCUUUAUGUUUUUAGGGAUUUUAGGAUCUCUCGUUAACUUUUUAUUGCACACUAAGUGUGUUCUUCCUCUUCUGUCCUUUUUUGGGAUAUAUAUAUAUAUAUAACUCCUUUUUCUGUUUGAGUGCCUUAAUAAGUGGUCAUAACCCACCUGUGGCAUUGAGCAGAGACACUCGACAGGGGAAGACGAUUAUUAUCAGCUUUAGGGCGCAGGCAGGAUUACUUUGUCCUAUACCUUCCACCCGAGCUGCAAUUAUGAGCCAGGCGGACGUGUCGACGUGUUCUGCGCCGCAGAGGGUUUUCCAAGAAGCGGUGAAGAAAGGCAACACCAAGGAGCUGCACUCGUUGCUGCAGAACAUGACAAACUGCGAAUUCAACGUCAACUCCUUCGGCCCAGAGGGACAGACGGCGCUCCACCAGUCCGUCAUUGACGGAAACCUGGAGCUGGUAAAACUGCUGGUGAAAUUUGGCGCAGAUAUCCGACUGGCCAACAGGGAAGGGUGGAGCGCUUUACACAUCGCCGCCUUCGGGGGCCACCAGGACAUUGUGUUAUACCUCAUCACCAAGGCCAAGUACUCGUCUGGCGCCCGGUGAUCUGUCUCUGCUGUCAGGUAAAAUCCAAAACGAGUGGAGAGUGAAACGGCGACACGAAAAGAAAGCCAGGCUCUUGUGAAACAGAACAGUAAUUUAUAGCUACACAGUUGUGCCAAAUUUAAGGAAUUAAAAAAAAACUUUGCAAGCAUCACCACCACCAACAACCACUGCAAAGCAACCAAACGCGGCGCUCUUUGCGCUCUCGAAUCCAAAACGCGGCGCCGCUUUUACGCAGCGCUACUCCGCGAAAUUUUUAAAUAAAAUAAAUAAAACGAAACAGCCACGCCGGCCAGUUUUGUCGGUACUGAAGUGUUCCCCUUAAGAGUGUGUGUGUGUGUGUGUGUGUGUGUUUGUGUGUUAACUCUGAUCGUGCGCUCCACUCCAGAGGGAGCCGUUCCGUGUGUAUGUGUGUGUGCGCAUUUGGUGUCCAGCGCGCAGACGCCCCCCCCCCCCCCCCACCCCACCCCACAGUCUCCUCUUCCUCAGCAGGGGCGCAGAUUCAACCUGUCAUCUUUUUAUUUUAUUUUUUGUCUUUUAAACUUGUUUUAUGUCAAACACGCACUUGAUGCUGCACACUGCUGCAUGCUGGAUUAUCCGAAAGGGAAAACGUGUGAACGCGAGAAGAGGAGUUGCUCUCUGCUGCCUUCCCAGAGGUCUGUUUUCGUUCAUAAAUUGAUUUUUUUUUUAAUUCACAGAGCAGCAUUAUAUCUGACUGUCUUAUCAGAUCGUUGUGUAACUUCAUGGUUGAAGUACUGUAAACUAUAGCUUUACUUUGUUGUUUGAGAAGAGACAGUAGCUGAAAUCUUGCCAGGCUGGCGUCCAGUUUUUGCAGGCCAGUGCGACCACUUUGGUCACAGUUUCUUUUUUCUUUUUCCCCAUCAAACCUGCUGCUUUCGCUUUGUGCAUAAAAGAAAAUUUGGAAUUCACUUUAUAAUCUCCUUUCAGUAUUUUUUAACAUCCUGGUCAUCACUGUGAAAGCAGGCUGGUUUUUUUUUUGUUUUUUUUUUUAUUAUGAAGGUACAUUAAGAAGAUGCAUUUUGAAUAUGUUGUGGUUCUUCUAAAAAAAUCUAUGAGAAUAUAGGGUGAUUUAAGCUGCUUCAGACUUGUAGUAUAAACUGUCCCGUGUGGAGGUAGCCCCUCUGCCCCCCCCAAUCUCUGUAUUUGCACGUCCUUGUUUUUCAUCCUUCUAAAGGACUUUUCCCCCCUUCUGAUAAAAGACUGACAGCUACCUCGACUAUAAAGUAUUCUCAUCUUUUUUUUUUAAGUCUACAUUUUCAUAAUGUUAUUUUUGGUCAUCCUCUGUCAGACAGACAGACUUCAUAGAAGAUUCCUGCAUCCAUGACAUGUCCUUAAUCCUCAUCCUGCACAGAUCCUCGGUCGGGACAGUUUAUUUUACACUACAACCAAACCACUUCAAGCGUCAUUGUGGCUAUGUUCACAUCAUGGUCAGAAGAUUUUUUUUAUGUGAUCGCAGAUGUGAUUCAUACCUGAUAUCUGGCAGUGUGACUCCUGUGAGAAAAGUCAUUUAAAAAGGUGAUACAAAAAAGAAGAUGACAAAAAUCUGAUUUGGGUCACUUCAUUUGUUAAUGUGAACAUAACUUUCUACUUUUCUGCAUGGGAGGGGUCUACCAUGCUCACAUUACAGACCUAAGUGACCUGAAUCUGAUAUGAUUCUCCCCCUCUCACACGCUUUUUUUUUUUUUUUUUUUUUUGAGUGUGUGAGAUGUGUGAAUAUGAUCACUAUGACUUUGUUGCAUCAUACUGGAACCGCUUGCACAUGUGGUUCAAAAUCUGUCAUGUGGCGAUGUGAGUCCAGCGAGAGCAGUCAGAUCAGAAACUAAACGCUUGUGAUGGGUUUUGAUCAGGGCUGCCUAGUUUAAGGCCCAAAAUCACCUUGCUUUAUAACCCCCCUCUGUAUUUUAAUUGAAAAGCUCUCUGCAAAUUAAUAAACUGCUGUUAAGCGGAUUAAACAGCUGGGUUUUAUUUUUAUUAUUUUUUUAUAAAAAAAUAGUGUUAAUUUUCUAUGAAAUAUAAUAUGUGUAAUUAUAUGUAUGUAAUUCACAUAUUUAUUUUUGACCCAUGGGCCUUCAUCCAUAUUAAUUUAUCGCACCUCUUGUUUACACAAAGAAAUAUCUGUCAAGAAAAAAAACAAAGAAAGAAAGACAGAAAAUCACAUACAACAAUGUGAGUAUACCUUUUCAGUAAGUAAGACCCUUUGGCUGCUCCCUUGUUUUUGCUCAGGGUCGCCACAGCAGAUGCAAGGUGGAUCUGCAUGUUUUGGCACAAGUUUUACACCAGAUUCCCCUGCUGAUGCAACUCCAUAUUACACGGAGAAAUGUGGUAGGGGUGGGGUUUGAACCGGGAACCUUCUGAACUGAAACCAUGCACACCAACCACAUGGUUUCAGUGUGGACCUUUUUACCUUUCUUUAAAGAAAAAUGGUUACAGCCACAUCCACACUGCCAAGUGAAACGAUCUGCAUCAGACUUUCUUGAGAUUUUUUUUAAUUUUAUUUUAUUUAUUUAUUUUUUGUCUUGAUUGCUCACCUUAAUGCUUGUCAUUUUGUUUAAUCUGAUCAUUAUUGCUGUAGAAAAAUUGCAAGGAUCAGGUAUGAAUCAGAUCUCAAUCGCAACUUUCAGUUUGACCAAUUUGGGCCAUUAUUUGUCUCCUAAAUGAAACACACACAAAAAUUUUGGCAUGUUGAAUAACAGAACAGACCACAUCUGUCACAUACAAGUAAAAAAAAAAAAAAAAAAAAAAAAAAAUCAGGUUCGUCUUGCUUCAGCCAGUAAUGUGAACAUAGCCUCUCUGCGUUUGUUGCAUGCUUUGUGGUCGUUUUUGUUUCAAGGUUUCUCACCUUUCAGUCGUACAAAGGUGAAAUAUUAUAUGGCAUGACUUAUAAAUGCAGGGAGUUUUAUUGCACAAAAUGUGGAGCCUUGUGCGCCCCCGUUGUUUGGAUGGGGUAACUGCAGGAGCCAAGGCUAUGGAAUAGUUACGACUACUGAGCAGGAGGACCCUCUUACUGUUGGACAAUGAAGAUUCAAAAGAAAAAGAAAAAAAAAGCACGCAACUAUUGCAAGAUGUCACAGAAAAGGAAAAAAAAAGGAAUUUGGUUAUAAAAUGCCUGCUUUCAUUAUGGAAAAAGUCGUGGCACCCUAACAUUUGUAUCAAUGCUGCUUGUAUGUUCCUUUUGUUGGUAUUAUUAUUAUUGUUAUUAUUUCAUAAAAAAAAAAAAAAAAAUCAAAAGCUGUUGCUGAACUGACCAACAGUUUAAAACUUCACAGCAGCACCAGUUUGCUUCUGGAGAAGGUGUGCAUGCUGGAGAGGGUGUGUGUGAUUUGGAAGUAAAAUGUGCAUGUGUGAGUGUGUGUGUCUGCUUCUCAUGGGGCCCAGAGUUGCUGCUGGAAUCAGUCUUUCAAACCUGGAACAACCACAAACACCCGAAGCUCCAGAUCCACUACAGAUUUUUGAUCAGGCCACAAAUGAAAUAUGCAUCACACAUCUUAAACUUGAUGGUUUGUUUGUUUGUUUGUUUCCUGUUUUUCUUUGAAUAUUGCACUGAUGACUGUUAUUGAAAAGUUGGCUUUUAAGUGUCAACAUUUAAAAAAAAAUUCUGGAUAGAAAAGAAACAAACAAAAAAAAAACAAUAAAAUGCUAUUGUAUAAAUAUAUUCUGCAGGCGAAAAUGUCCUAAUGUGUGUUACUUUGUGGAAAAACAUGUUUUUUAAAAAAAACAAAGAUGCAUGUAUUUCUGUGACUGGGUGUAUGUAUAUAUACAUAUGGAUAUAUAUAUAGCUACACUGAUGAUAAGUUGAAAAUGGGGCACUUUCUUUUCUGAAGUGCUGUCUUCCUUUUUUUUCUUCAAGAGGGGAAUAUUACAUUUGAUGGUAAGAUCAUUGUAACGUGAUUUUAAAAAAAUUGCACGGUUGUGUGGUUGUUUGGCUUUCUGGGGUCAUAACAUUUAUGACGUAUAAGGAGCCAACUGAUGGACAUGAGUGAGAGGAAUAAAAAUAAAUAAAUAAAAAAAUAAUAAUUAAAAAAAUGCUGUUUUUUUUUUAUUUUACCAAGUUAUGUUUCUAAUCUUGCUUCAUUGCAAGCAACAAGAAACAGCAGAUUUUUUUCCAUAAAUGAUGCAGAUGUUCCAUCAUGUUUGAUUUAUUAUUUUUGUUUUGUUCGUAUUCUUUUAUUUUUGAACGUUUGUAACACUGUGAUGAUGAUGUGACGUCAUAUGGAAAUGAGUGCUGUAUUAUUUUUGUACGUUUGUGUACAAGCCAGUAAAGAAAAUCAUUAAAGGCCGAUUCUCUGUGUUUGCA